Messenger RNA from Phialemonium atrogriseum, 842 nucleotides. RefSeq lists its product as uncharacterized. The transcript has a single exon. The record is from RefSeq and is a predicted model, not a curated record. Lineage: Eukaryota; Fungi; Ascomycota; Sordariomycetes; Cephalothecales; Cephalothecaceae. The annotation marks the transcript as partial.
UGUUUGCUAGUAUCCCGUCUGCCUACCGUCACCUCCCUUCUUUUUACUACCUUACUCUUGCCCUUACCACCGUUACUGGGAGAACACACAAACUUGACGACAGUCGGAAAAUCUCAGUUCGUCACGGGAAAAAGCUCUCUUCCAACGAAACCAUCAUUUCCUUUGCCCUUACAUCACCUUUUUAACGCAUUACACUCUCCCACCACUCGCAAGCUCUCCCACCACUCGCAAGCUCUCCCACCACUCGCAAGCUCUCCCACCACUCGCAAGCUCUCCCACCACUCGCCAUCUCACCAUGGCCAGCCAGCAGGUCCUCCUCGUGGCCCUGAUCGAGCGGAUCUCCGAUUUGGAGAAACGGACCUCCGAGGCCGAGAACCGGGCCACCGCGGCCGAGAACCGGGCCCUCGAGGCCGGGGAGCGAGUCUCCCGCCUGGAGCGCUGCCUCAAGGCGAUGGAGGACGAGACAUUGCAGAUGAGGGGGAGCACCCUGGCACUGCACCGCAAGAUCCGGUCCGUCUCGCUGGGUGUUACCAAUAAUUUUCGGGCGGUCGAGGUUCUCGCUGUGCGCCUGGGCAACGAGCAGAAGUCGGUGAGGGACAGCAACGUAGCCCAAAACAAGCGACUCAAUAACGUGAGACGGGCCAUGGCAGCCGGAAAUUGGGGGUUUUACAGGCGGGCGGACGAGUUGGAGGAGAGGUUGGAUCUGGUGGAUGGCCAGAUCAAGGCACUCAGCAGGCUCCUUCUCGAGGAGAAGGAGAACGCGAAGAAAGGGGAGAUGAGCCGCAAUAAGAUCAUGACAUCCUGUGUCUGAUCUCAAAGGGCAUUGUUAAUUGAGCGUUUUA